CUCGGCGGCCCGGGGAAGGCGCGGGAGGCGGUGCUGCCGGCCGGCGCAGCCGGUUAGGUUGCAGGAGGCGGGCGGGGGAGGAGCGUGGCGGGCGGGGCCGGGCGGCAGGAGGGGCUGGCCCGGCGGCCGGGCCAUGCAGGGCGCAGAGCCGGCGAAGCACUGCUGAUACCUGGCUCUGUGCGCCCAGGGGCGGCUCAUGCCCCCCGCGCUCCAUACUCCGCCGCUGCAACCGGGUCGCAUCUGGGCAGGGCGCUGCGCGGCGGAGCCGACUGCGGGGCACAAUGCUACUCGGAGCCUCUCUGGUGGGGGUGCUGCUGUUCUCCAAGCUGGUGCUGAAACUGCCCUGGACCCAGGUGGCGUUCUCCCUGCUUCUCCUCUACUUGGGGUCUGGCGGCUGGCGCUUCAUCCGGGUUUUCAUCAAGACUGUCAGGCGAGAUAUCUUCGGCGGCCUGGUGCUCCUGAAGGUGAAGGCAAAGGUGCGACGGUACCUGCGGGAGCGGCGGACAGUGCCCAUUUUGUUUGCCUCAACGGUACAGCGUCACCCCGAAAAGACAGCCCUGAUCUUCGAGGGUACAGACACCCACUGGACCUUCCACCAGCUGGAUGACUACUCGAGCAGCGUGGCCAACUUCCUUCGGGGCCGUGGCCUGGCCUCAGGCGAUGUGGCUGCCCUCUUCAUGGAGAACCGAAAUGAGUUUGUGGGCCUGUGGCUGGGCAUGGCCAAGCUGGGUGUGGAGGCGGCGCUCAUCAACACCAACCUCCGGCGGGACGCCCUCCUCCACUGUCUCACCACCUCUGGGGCACGGGCCCUUAUAUUUGGCAGUGAAAUGGCCCCUGCUGUCUGUGAGAUCCAUGCCAACCUGGACCCCUCGAUCAGCCUCUUCUGCUCCGGCUCCUGGGAGCCCAGCACAGUGCCCGCCAGCACAGAGCACCUGGAUCCCCUGCUGAAAGAUGCCCCAAAGCACCUGCCCAGUCGUCCUGACAAGGGCUUCACAGAUAAGCUCUUCUACAUCUACACGUCAGGCACCACAGGGCUGCCCAAAGCCGCCAUUGUCGUGCACAGCAGGUAUUACCGCAUGGCUGCCCUGGUGUACUACGGAUUCCGCAUGCGGGCCGAUGACAUCGUCUAUGACUGCCUCCCCCUCUACCAUUCAGCAGGAAACAUCGUGGGAAUUGGGCAGUGCCUGCUCCACGGAAUGACAGUGGUGAUCCGGAAGAAAUUCUCAGCCUCCCGGUUCUGGGAUGAUUGUAUCAAGUACAACUGCACAAUUGUGCAGUACAUUGGCGAACUGUGCCGCUACCUCCUGAACCAGCCGCCCCGGGAGGCAGAAAACCAACACCAGGUUCGCAUGGCACUAGGCAAUGGCCUCCGGCAGUCCAUCUGGACCAGCUUCUCCAGCCGCUUCCACAUACCCCAGGUGGCUGAGUUCUACGGGGCCACUGAGUGCAACUGCAGCCUGGGCAACUUCGACAGCCAGGUGGGGGCCUGUGGCUUCAACAGCCGCAUCCUGUCCUUCGUGUACCCUAUCCGGCUGGUACGCGUCAACGAGGACACCAUGGAGCUGAUCCGGGGGCCCGAUGGCGUCUGCAUUCCCUGCCAGCCAGGCGAGCCAGGCCAGCUGGUGGGCCGCAUCAUCCAGAAAGACCCCCUGCGCCGCUUCGAUGGCUACCUCAACCAGGGCGCCAACAAUAAGAAGAUUGCCAAUGAUGUCUUCAAGAAGGGGGACCAGGCCUACCUCACUGGCGAUGUGCUGGUGAUGGACGAGCUGGGCUACCUGUACUUCCGAGACCGCACGGGGGACACAUUCCGCUGGAAGGGCGAGAACGUGUCCACCACCGAGGUGGAGGGCACGCUCAGCCGCCUGCUUGACAUGGCCGACGUGGUGGUGUAUGGUGUGGAAGUGCCAGGAGCUGAGGGCCGGGCCGGAAUGGCUGCUGUGGCCAACCCCGCUGACAGCUGUGACCUGGAGCACUUUGCACAGGUCUUAAAGAAGGAGCUGCCCUUGUAUGCCCGCCCCAUCUUCCUGCGUUUCCUGCCUGAGCUGCACAAAACAGGGACCUACAAGUUCCAGAAGACAGAGCUGCGGAAGGAGGGCUUUGACCCAGCUAUCGUGAAAGACCCACUGUUCUACCUGGACACCCGGAAGGGCCACUAUGUCCCACUGGACCAAGAGGCCUACACCCGCAUCCAGGCAGGCGAAGAGAAGCUGUGAUUUUCCUGCUACAUCCCUCUGAGGGCUGGCAGAUGCUGGAUCCAGAGCCCCAGGCUCCACCCCAGAGGGGUCCUGGACAAAUGCCAGACCAAAGCAAGCAGGGCCCAGCACCUCCACCCAGGGUUCUGGCCCCUCCCUUCAAAACUGCCAGGUGACUCACUGCCACCUCCCACACCCCCUCCAGAGGUUUUCUGUGAAAGCCUCAUGUCCAAGUUAUGUCUUCUGGGCUAGGCAGGCCCUCUGGUUCCCAGGCUGAGACUGACAGGGCCUUCUCAGGAUGAUGUCUUGGGUCAGUGCAAGGGGAGGUAGAGGGGUCACCAAGCUCUCCCAGAGAACAGGGAGCUUAUAAAUGGGACCAGGGCAGCAGUCUCCAGACUCAGGAAGCCAACAUAGUGGGCAGGGGCAUUAGUGGCUGUUGGUUAGGUGGCCGAAGAGGAUCCUGGCCCCAGAGCUGCCCAAGUUAUUCAGCUUCACUUGUACCUCCAGGAGGGGAAGAGGAGGCCCUGACAUGGCCCCUGAUUCCCUCCUGCAAUAGGAGGUCAGGACAGAGUGCCCCUUAUCUCCCCCCACUCCAUCAUCCUCUCUCUGGGUGGCUGCCUGGCUGUCCCUCAGGCAGGGCCUUUCUGUCCUUGUGGGUCUGUCUGUGUCACCUUCUCCAUCUCAGUCCUGCCCUGGCUAUGAAAGGAGGAGGAAUGGGGGAGGGGGGCUCAGGGACCAAUAAACUCUGCCUUGAUUCCUCCUA
Molecule: messenger RNA, 2955 nt
Organism: Microcebus murinus (gray mouse lemur)
Lineage: Eukaryota; Metazoa; Chordata; Mammalia; Primates; Cheirogaleidae
Gene: SLC27A4
Product: solute carrier family 27 member 4
Biological process (GO): medium-chain fatty acid transport; long-chain fatty acid metabolic process; long-chain fatty acid import into cell
Cellular component (GO): plasma membrane; endoplasmic reticulum membrane
Molecular function (GO): oleoyl-CoA ligase activity; long-chain fatty acid transmembrane transporter activity
Source: RefSeq, a predicted model, not a curated record